GGGUACAAUUCAUUCCUAUGGUUUUUUGAAAAUCUUUUAGAUACAUUUAAUGCACCGUCUCUUAAUGGCAUAUAAAUGAAGGAGUUUAAUACAACCAUAUCCACAUUUUCCAACAACCCAGAUCAAACCCAUGCUGAUGUGAAAAACCACUAAAAAACUGAAACAGUGCACUUUUCAGAACAUCAGUCUGUGUAUGUAGCUCUGACAAACUCAGGGCAAAAUUUUUGAAAUACUUAUUCUAUAUUAUUUAUUUUAUUCGGUGUCACAAAAACGUUUAUAGCACAAAGGCCACAUUCCCAGGCACGAAGGCCAUUGACUGAUUUGAUGUCUACAAAUAAAUAACUUGACUUUCUGAAAAGAAAAAAAAAAAAUAAAUAACACAAAUGAUUACAUUUUUUUAAUUAAAAAAAAGGUGUUUUAAGUUGCAGUCCAUUAUCAUGUAUCAAUUAAGAUGCAUCAUGUUAUCAUGUAGCAAUUUACCUGAAUGUCUAAAUAUGUAGAUAUAAUUCAUUUCAGAGAAACCCUCAGUAGACGAAUGUAAGAACAGUCUACAAGUGUCAAACUCAUGUAAAUCAUAUUGCACAGUAAUUUAGAAAUAUUGUCUCUAUAGUUUCUGUCAUUUCUGUGUUAACAUCCAUCUCAGGUGAUCACACAUUAGAGAUGCAAUCACUCAGACCACAUUCAGAGGCUGUCUUGGCCACGUGGUCACAUCUUUUAGUAGUGUGAACGUGAAUGCGUCCUGUGUCACCACUUACUCCCGCCACAGUUUCUUAAUGAACCAAUAAUAUUCUUAUAAUACCAGGUCUGGAGGGAUGCGCUUAGAGCUGUCCACUUGUGAUCAGAUCACUGAAGAUGAGAUAGGUAAAAGUCAACAAUUGGGUGGAUUUUGGCCAAAAUAUUUAAUGUAAAGGCAAACAAUUAAUUUUAGUAUGAAAAGUCUAAAAUUUUCUUACUUUCACUGUCGUACUCAAAUUCUUUUUACUCUGUUUCAGUCUUGGUGUAUAAAAAUGAGUCAGUCAACACCAGAGCCACCACCUCCGAUGAACACAUGGACCACAGAAGACGUCCACCUGUGGUUGAUGUCAAAAGUCAAAGUUCAUAAGACUUGUGCUGACAUAUUCAUUGAAGAGGACGUGUUGGGGGAAUAUUUAGUUCUCUUCAAAAAGAAAGAUAUAUUGGACAUGGGAAUCAAACAUGGUCCUGCUGUCAAAAUCACAUCUUACCUAGAGAGACUUAAAGAAGGAUCACGACAUGAAUCACAGUUCCCAGCAUAUGUGGAAAAGUGGACAAAGGAGCAAGUGAACCAGUGGUUACUGCAGCACGUGAAGGUGUAUAGCAAAUAUGCAAAACGACUCCAUGAGGAAGAUGUGUCUGGAGACUGUCUUGUUUGCUUCAGCAAACAGGAUUUUCUGGAUCUGGAUGUGAAAGGUGGUCCUGCUGUAAAGAUUCUGUCAGAGCUCCAUCAGUUGAAAGAGAAACCAGAGCCGACACUUCAUCCCACCCUCCACACCAGCACAGACCAAGAGGAAGCUCCCAAACCCAUUCAGCCUGAACCUAAUCUGGCUCAGGCAAAAGAAACAAAACAACCAGAAGUUAGUGACAAGAUUCAAUCAAAAACAGAUUCAAUGGUGGGAAAUGAAUCUGGAAAGGCUCAGUUGCCAUUUGGGAAAGCUUCAGAGAAGAAGGAAAUUCAACAGCCAAAGCCACAGAAAAGGGGAAUAAAGAGAAAAGAAACUGUUGUGACCACAGUCCAACCACACGGACCAAAGAUCACUGAGGAGAUCCAGAAAACUCUAGACAACCUUGUGAAAGAAGACCUGAAACUGUUUCAUUUCUACUUACAAGACUACACAAAAUCUGAGCAUGAAGCUAUUCCUCGGGGAAGACUGGCGGGCAAGGACACCAUGGACACCACAGACUUAAUGACUGCCCACUACGGGAUAGACGGGGCUUUACAAGUGACAAUAGACAUUCUAAAAGAAAUCAAUCAGCGUGAACUUGCCAGUCAGCUGGAAAAGAACAUGGGUCAAGUAAAGCUUCCAAAGGCAGUUUUGAAGAAAGAAGCAAACCAGGGGGAAAAACUAAAGAAUUUGUUAACUUGUGGUGGAAACUCACUGGACAACUAUAACAGAUUUGUUGUUGUUGUAAACAAGACCAGUCUGGACCAUGUACAGUAUCUCCAGUUUCUGAGUAAGUUGAGACUGUUCUGUGUGUUAGACUUUGAUCCCAACUCUGUUGCUGAAGGUGGACUGUGUCAUUCCUACAGAGAGUUAAGGGCAGCCAACCUCCAUACCCCAUCACAGUAUCAAGGACAGACUGAAUCAGUUAUAAAGAACCUUAACCUCUACAAACAGACCAGCUGGGUUUUCUGUAAUGGCAGACAUGACCUUGAUGGUGAUUCAAACAAGGAGUUAGACUAUAAGAAUUGGCUGAGGAAAUCUUGCAGAGAUGUAGAACAGCUGGUUUCAUUCAUUUGCAACCCUGAAGUUCUUCUCCAUGGCAGGAGUCUCGUCAUAUUCCUUCUACUUUCACCUGUGGACACUGAGAAAGACCCAAUCUUUGACACCUACAUGUCGUUCAUAAAACACACUGAGGAAGAAAAUAUCAUCAGUAUUUGUGAAUCUCAGAGCACGUAUGAGAAAUGGAGGCAGCUGAUACAAGAAAAGUGUGACUUUGACAUUGACCAUCUAUCCAUAUAUGAACUAACCCUAAGUGAGAUCAGCGGUACUAUAAUGUCACUGGGGCCAUUAAAUCAGUCAUCUGGAAGACUGCUUCCCUCCUCUGGCUCCAGUUUUGUCGUCCUGAAACAGAAAGAUGAAGAUGUCAUGACAGCUCUGGAUAUUUUGUGUCUGAAUCAGUGUGAAAAGACCUAUGAUGAGAACAGCUCAGAGUUUCAAAACUUCAGAAUCAAAACUGAAGAGGAAUUCUACAGAGGAGGCAAAGUCAAAUGGUGGAACUUCUACUUCUGUGACAAAGACAAAGAGAAGCCAUUUGUCAAACGGGACAAAUAUGAAAAUGUGAAGAAGAUGAUCAGAUCUCGGUUGAGAGAUUCAAACAACAUGUGCGUUCUUCUCAAUCUCUUCCACAAUCCAGGAUGUGGUGGCACCACCUUAGCAAUGCAUGUGAUGUGGGAUCUCCGUCAAGAGUUCAGAUGUGCGGUGUUGAAAGACAAUGCACUGCCAAAGAAAGAAGUUGCUAUUCAAGUCAGAAUGCUCAUGAAACUUGAAAGUGAGAAACCAUAUCCAGUUUUGCUGUUAGUUGACGAUUCAAAAGAAACGGAGACUCCUCGUGAUCUUGUGAACUGGAUACAUAAAGCUGGUGUAGAGGAUAGCUUAAACAUAAAUGUGGACGAUACACAAAAUUGCAAAGUCGUCAUCCUUAACUGUGUUCGGUCCCAUAGCCCAAAGGAGCAAUACAGACAGUUCAAUCCAACACAAAGUCAAUACAUUACUGCUUCACUGACUCUAGAAGAACAGAAAGAGUUUGAAAAGAAACUUAAAGAGCUCAAAGAAACUCAUGAAAAGCCUGAGAACUUUUACAGCUUCAUGAUCAUGAAGAGCAAUUUCGACAAACAAUACAUAGAUGAUCUCGCCCGUAACACACUAGAGAACUUUGAUUUCAGCACAAAGGCGGCCCAACUUUUUGCCUUUCUAGCCUUACUGAACACAUAUGUGGCAGAGUCGGAAAUCUCGCUCUCUCUCUGUGAAGACUUUUUUGGGAUGAAAAUGAUUCGCUGGCAGGAGGAAAGUGUAUUGGACAGAAUGAAGCCAUAUUCAAACCUUCUAAUCAUGGACACAGUUGAAGAAUGGGGAGGAUACAAAGGAAUCCGAAUCCUUCAUCACUCCAUUGCAUCUGCAUGUCUGGAAGAGUUAGAGAGGAGCUGCUACUUAAAAAUAAGUGAUAUUGCUGCGGCCAUUCUUCACUGUGAUCUGUUCUUCAGUGCUGGAGUUGUUAAACACAGAUUGAUGCUGUCAGUUCAACAAAUGUUGAUUGAAAGGCAGCGCAAGAAAGAUGGAGAUGAGAGAGAGCCAUUUUCUCCUCUCAUAAACACAAUCCACAGCCAACAAGGGAGACAAACUGUCCAAGAAAUCUUUGCAAAAGCAUCAUCCAGGUUUGUGACAAGUGCAUCUAUUCCUCAGGCACUGGCGAGAUACCUGUAUAUCAAUGAACGUGACUUCCCAGAGGCUCUGAAAUGGGCUGAAAAGGCCAAGAACAUUAAAGAAAACCCAUACACAUUUGACACAAUUGGGCAAGUCCACAAAAGCAAUUUAAAAACUAACAUCAACAGAGAAAAGCAGGAGACAUCACACAAUCCAGAAGACUUAGACACAAACAUCAAAAUAGCAGAUAAUGCAAUCAGAGCAUUUAAAAGGGCUCAAGAGCUGGCAAACACACAGGAUGAACCUGACGAGGAAGCAGCUGAGGUUGAGUCAGAGGACUAUCCCAGAAAGUCAUAUAAUGUUUAUGGCUAUGUUGGUGUGCUGGAAAUUGCUUUCCUGGUCUUUGAGAUAUUGAGCAGACUCCCAUUCUUUGAUGAAAGUGAUCCACAAAAGAAGAAGUACUUCCAGAGUUUUUUCAAGCGAGUGAUCCCAAUCACCAGGGUGUAUAAGACGGACAAUGAGCUCAACAACAGGUAUGUGGAGAUCAUCAAAGAACGUGAGCCUUUUCUCCUCAGUCUGAAAACUGAAGUAAAAGAAACAUUUGAACUCCUUGACUUUUACUUCACAUAUAUAAAAGGGAACAAUUCAGAAUUUGAUUCAAAGAAUCGUUGGACUGUGUGUGGACAUUUUAAAAAGUAUCUAACUCUCUUUUGCACCGCACCAGAAGAAAAAAAAAAAGAACGACAGAGCAAUCCUAAUCUCAAUUUGAAAAUUGAUAUUGAAGAAAAAAGACAGCUUCUUGAAGAGAAACAAGCAGAUACAUUCGUCGGGAUUCUUCAGCAUUUGGACAAACAUGCCCAAGAAAUUGAGAGGAUCACAGAAUGCUAUGCAUUCUUGCAACAACAACAACAAUUUGUCAACAAAAAACAAAAGACAAAGGAAACAAUCAACUACAUUUUGUCAAACAUAGUUCUUUACCUUUUGAAACCAAAAUCUAAGCAUGUUAAGAGUUACAGCAACCUCUCUGCUCUCCUUUUGAAAACUCUGCAAGAUGUAGGACUUGGGUAUCCCUUCCCAGACCCAUACUACCUGGCUCUUCUGUUACUCUGGCCAAGUCCCACUCAGGAAAACCCAGAAAUUGUGACAUAUGUGAAGGCAAUUCGAAACUCAUCUCGCAAGUUCCUGACUUCAUUGUUUAGAAACAGGAGCACUGUUGCCCACCUCUACUUGGGGAAAGAAGCGGAACUCAAGAGGCUCGUUUCUAAACCCCAACUAGAUGAGAAUUUUAAAGACAUGCGUCGUGAUACCUUGGCACAACUUUGGCGGAAUGGAGAUAUAUUUAAAGACAAAGCAAUUAUCAACCGCCUUCAUCGAGUCAGUGGAACCAUUGAGCAAGGAGAGGUGUUUGCCAAUUAUGGAAAACUGAAAAUCCCUGUGCGCCCAGCUUUUGUUGCUGGAAUAAGAAGUGGCUUCAGCACUGAGAAGGUUUCUUUUUACCUUGGUUUUGCUAUUAAUGGACCACUUGCUUAUGAUAUUCAGUAUGAAAACUAGGGUAAUCACUUGUACAAAAAAAGCACAGCAGACACUGAGACAGAACUGAACAUUAUGAAAAAUAAGAGUGGCAAGAAAAAAACAAGAGCAAAUGAAAAGCAAGACUGAUGGCAGGGGUAAAGUCUGAUCCUGUAGCACUAGCUGUAUUUGUAUAUAUUUGUAUAUUCUUUUUAUAUAAUUUCAUCUACAGUAUGAUAACCAAUGAUGUACCACACAGUAAUUUUGUACUUUUUGUUUGACUUAAAAAUAUUACUAUGUUAUUUUUAUUUCAUUGUUUAUUUUACUUGGACAACAUGUAAUAAUGUUAAUUGUGCCAGGAAUAGCUAAAACAAGCAAAUGAAAAACAAGACAGGUUGCGGAAGUAGAUGGCAACCCUGUAGCACUAGCUGUAUAUAUUUUUUUACAUUCUGUCUACAUAAAUUUUAUCUAUUUUUAAAAAAAAAUACUUUCUUACAUUUUUUUGUUAUUUUUUUAUGAUUUUCUAUUGUACAGCAGCAACAAUAACAUGUUCACCAGGCAGUCCCUUAUGUAUUUAUGUACAAAUGCAAAUACAAAAUGGAAGUCUCGAAUUAGAUGAGCAAAUGGAAAGCAAGACAGAUAGCAGAGGUAAAUUUCAUUCCUGGAGCACAAGUGGUAUGCACAUGUUUUUAUGUUAUUUUUGUUUCUUCAUUUUUUUGUCUUACAUUUCUUUAGCACUUUUUGGUAUUUAUUUUCAUUGUUGUGUGCUGCAGUCUUCUUUUGAUUGAUCUGCAAGUGAAAAUAUAACACUUAAUAUUGACCUUAAUAGUACUUUCCCGUUUUCCAAAAGACAAGGAGAUCAAGGUGCUCGCUAACACUUUGAUUGCGCCAGAUAUAGUUAAAAGUUUAUUUCCAUUUUUAGUCCUUGGGAGGAAGCAACCAGGGAUGCACAGGACAAUGGAUAAUAGUUAGUUAUGGUUGAUGAAACCAGUCCAAUUACAAUUACUGAAUAAAGACGAGGAGAUGUUAAGAAACAUGGAAUGAGUAACUUCUGUUCUUGUUUGAGAAAUGUGAUUGAAUUACAGUAUAUGGACAUCAUGUUACCUUUAAAUAUGUGAAAGUAGUAAAUGCUUUAUCAGCUGUAAAUCAGUUAUAUGUGAUAGUAAAUCUGGAAUAAAAGCUCUUCUAUUUACUGUUAGUAGUAUUAGUUAUAGUUGUAAUAUUGACUGGGUAGAAACUUGGAUUAUGAGAAUCUGUGACACUUUACAACAGCCUUGGUGUGUAAAUGUGUAUUUGUGACUUGUCCAAGUCCUGAAAUCAUUAAAAACCUUUAAAAUCUUUAAAUCAUC
Messenger RNA from Seriola aureovittata, 6958 nucleotides. RefSeq names its product sterile alpha motif domain-containing protein 9-like. Lineage: Eukaryota; Metazoa; Chordata; Actinopteri; Carangiformes; Carangidae. The coding region runs from base 930 to 5651 and encodes 1573 amino acids. The record is from RefSeq and is a predicted model, not a curated record. Gene Ontology annotation, molecular function: protein binding. The transcript has 3 exons. Gene Ontology annotation, cellular component: cytoplasm.